UCGGCCCCGCCAUGGGCGGCUGCGUGGGGCGGCAGCGCCGGGAGCGGCCCGCCGCCGGCGGCAACACCCGCAAGCGAGCAGGCCGCAAUGAGCCCCUGAAGAAGGAGUGUCCCAAGUGGAAGAGUGACUACCCCAUGACAGACGGGCAGCUGCGCAGCAAGCGGGAUGAGUUUUGGGACACAGCACCAGCCUUUGAAGGCCGCAAGGAGAUCUGGGAUGCCCUGAAGGCGGCUGCCUAUGCUGUAGAAGCCAAUGACCACAGCCUGGCCCAGGCCAUCCUCGAUGGAGCCAGCAUCACCCUGCCCCAUGGGUCCCUGACGGAGUGCUAUGAUGAGCUGGGCAACCGGUACCAGCUGCCCGUCUACUGCCUGGCACCCCCGGUCAACCUGAUCCUGGAGCGGAGCGAGGAGGAGGCGGUGGAGCCGGCCGAGCCGCCGCCCCACGCCCGGCGGGAGUUCACGCUCAAGGUGCGCCUCUCCACCGGCAAGGACCUGCGCCUCAGCGCCAGCAUGAGCGACACCAUUGGGCAGCUGAAGAAGCAGCUGCAGGCACAGGAGGGCAUUGACCUGGCCUGGCAGCGCUGGUUCUUCUCAGGCAAGCUGCUCACCGACCGCACGCGACUGCAGGAGACCAAGAUCCAGAAGGAUUUUGUUGUGCAAGUGAUUGUCAACCAGCCCCUUCCACCCAGGAACUGAGCCACCCCCUGCUGAUUGAGGGGAGAGGGCAGGGGGCUGGGGGAUGUGGUACCUCUGGGGGUUCCCUGUGC
Messenger RNA from Melozone crissalis (California towhee), 766 nucleotides. It is a transcript of the gene UBTD1, whose product is annotated as ubiquitin domain containing 1. The record is from RefSeq and is a predicted model, not a curated record. Gene Ontology annotation, molecular function: protein binding. Lineage: Eukaryota; Metazoa; Chordata; Aves; Passeriformes; Passerellidae. The transcript is spliced from 3 exons. Bases 12 to 695 code for a protein of 227 amino acids.